Erythranthe guttata (spotted monkey flower) is the source of this 501-nucleotide messenger RNA. RefSeq names its product F1F0-ATPase inhibitor protein. Gene Ontology annotation, cellular component: mitochondrion; respiratory chain complex I. The record is from RefSeq and is a predicted model, not a curated record. Gene Ontology annotation, biological process: negative regulation of ATP-dependent activity. NCBI's taxonomy places the organism in Eukaryota, Viridiplantae, Streptophyta, Magnoliopsida, Lamiales, Phrymaceae. Gene Ontology annotation, molecular function: ATPase inhibitor activity.
AUAACUACUGUGUUACGAGAAGAAGAGAGAGGGAAAAAAUGGCUCUGCGAUCUGUCGUUUCGCGCAGUGAGCUGUGUCGUUUAAUGGAAAGCAGCUGGCGAUCAUCUGCUUCGGGCAUUCGCUACUUCAGCGACGGAAAAGGUCGUGUCCUCGGUGAAGAAGAGCGCGCUCAGGAAACCGUCUACAUUCAGAAAAUGGAGAGGGAGAGGCUGGAGAAGUUGAAGAAGAAGGCGGAACAGGAGAAAUCGGAGAAGGAGAAAUCUGACAAGGCUGGUGGCAGUGCACGUAAAUAAGAGGCUGAUGUGUGUUACGCUGCUCUAGGAUGACUUGUGAGCUUCGUGGUUUAUUUGCUGCAACAGAGAAAUAAAUGCACCCUACUCUGUGUGAGUCUUCUUGUUCAGACAUAUUACAAUGUUUUUUUGUUCUUUUUAAUGUUCCUAUGUAUGAUGUAUGUGUAUAUUCAACUUGGUUUCUUGAAAGUUUUCAUUCUGAUUUCAUACA